AUGUUGAGCGGAAAAUCGCACAAAGAAUUGCUACAAUUGGCACGCGGGCUCGUGCCGCAGCUCAAGGCUUCGAUGCACAAGGGCCAGGCCGGCAAGAUCGGCGUUUUCGGUGGCUGCGAGGACUACACCGGGGCGCCGUUUUUUGCCGCUCAUGCCGCAGCCAUUGUGGGUGCUGAUUUAUCCCAUGUGGUGUGCGAGCGGCUUGCUGCUCCCAUCAUCAAGGGCUACUCGCCAGACUUGAUGGUGCACCCUUAUCUCUAUGCGCUGGACAAUGUCGAGGUGGAACGGUUCGCACCACGCGAAGUGUGGAAGAACCUCGCACGGCAGCCCUUAGAAGAAGGUCUCGAGGUGGGGGCGGUCAAAAAGGUUGUGGAGGAACACAUUUUGCCCAAGUUGGCGGGCUUGGUCGAGCGGCUUGAUGUAUUUGUCGUGGGUCCCGGAUUUGGGCGUGAUCCGUUGAUGCUUGCGACAUUGGCCCGGGUUGUGGAGGAAAUCAAGGUCGCCGACAAGACGGUUGUGUUGGACGCCGAUGCUCUAUUCCUUGUUUCCAAGCGGCCGUCGCUUGUGUCGGGCUACAAGAAAGCAGUGCUCACGCCGAACGUGGUUGAGUUUGCACGGCUCUGUGAGGCGGUUGGCGUGGACAGCUCGAGCGAUGGCGCUGCGUGUGCCCUCUCGCAGGCGUUGGGCGGCGUGAUUGUGGUGCGCAAGGGCGGCGCCGAAGAGAUUGUCCGUGGGGACAAACGCGUGGUCAACGAUAUGGACGGGUCGCCCCGGCGCGUGGGCGGGCAGGGCGACAGUUUGGCUGGUACCAUGGCGACGAUGCUUGUGUGGGCGGGUCACUAUGACCGGGGCGAUCUUUCUUUAGAGCCAGGAGUUCGUGGACAGCGCAUGGGCGCGGACGAGCUGGCGCUCGUGGCAUGUUUUGCUGCGAGUGCUGUGGUUCGUGUGGCUCUGGCCCGGGCGUUUGCCAAGCACGGACGUGCAAUGCAGACAUCCGACGUGCACGCAUGUCUAGGCGAGGCGUGCCACGAGGUUUUGGGCGACGCAUGGUGA
Messenger RNA from Clavispora lusitaniae ATCC 42720, 1053 nucleotides. Its product is annotated as NADHX dehydratase. Gene Ontology annotation, biological process: metabolite repair. The record is from RefSeq and is a predicted model, not a curated record. Gene Ontology annotation, molecular function: ATP-dependent NAD(P)H-hydrate dehydratase activity. NCBI's taxonomy places the organism in Eukaryota, Fungi, Ascomycota, Pichiomycetes, Serinales, Metschnikowiaceae.